AUGAACGAGUUGCAGCAGUCAAUGACCACCAAUGGAUUUUUUAACUUCCAAUGGGUUGAUGAUUCACUGAAGUGGAACAUUUCUGACUUUGGUGGACAAGAAAAUCUGUGUAUAUCUAGUGAUAGUGUGUGGAUUCCUGACUUAACAGUUAUAGACACGGUUACCGAAAGAAAGAUGUUUGAGGAGAAAACUACCCUUGCAUGCAUACAUAACACAGGAUUAGUAAGCUGGGGACAUGGAGAUCUUUACAAGACUCAGUGUGACUUUGAUAUUCUCUAUUUUCCGUUUGAUACUCAGGUCUGUUCCAUAUUACUCUCCACCUGGCAGACACCGUCGGAUAAAGCACGAUUUACACCUUUAGUAAACAAGUCGUUCACUAACCGAUCAACAGAUGGAAAUCCAUUGUGGAUAAUAAAAGAUUUUUCAGGGGAAGUUCUGAGGGCUGAAUAUCCUAUGUUUCGCGUUACCUUCACCUUAAAGCGCCGACCAGCAUACUAUGUCUUCAACCUAAUAAUCCCUAUCAUGCUCCUGUCCCUUCUCAGCUCCCUGGUGUUUGCUCUGCCUUUAGAAUACGGAGACAAAGUGGCUCUCUCCAUGACAGUUCUGCUCUCUUUCACUGUGUUCCUGACUCAGAUGACCGACAACAUGCCAAGAACAUCCCUACAGACGUCCUAUCUCACCAUCUACCUCACCAUUCUUCUCACUCUCAGCUCACUCUCUGUGGCCUUGUCAAUCCUCAUCCUUAGGGUGCAUCGGAAGACAGGUAAAGUACCUGUAAUAGUGCAGAGAUGUGUCACCUUGUUGAUAUGUUGUUCUCCACAGAAGCCAAACAUGAAGGUAGAUACGUCAGAUACAAUGGAGCGUCCUGGGGAUAACGACAGAGAGGAGAAACCUGUUGUCAGCGUGGCCUGGAAGGAUGUUUCUGAUGUACUUGAUGCCCUCUGUCUGAGACUCUUCAUGUUCCUCAAUGUCGGUUGUGGCAUUACUCUCUUUAUCCUACUCAUCUAA
This is a messenger RNA of Haliotis rufescens (red abalone), 1008 nucleotides long. RefSeq names its product neuronal acetylcholine receptor subunit alpha-5-like. Gene Ontology annotation, cellular component: synapse; neuron projection; membrane. Gene Ontology annotation, molecular function: transmembrane signaling receptor activity; extracellular ligand-gated monoatomic ion channel activity; neurotransmitter receptor activity. The transcript has a single exon. Lineage: Eukaryota; Metazoa; Mollusca; Gastropoda; Lepetellida; Haliotidae. The record is from RefSeq and is a predicted model, not a curated record. Bases 1 to 1008 code for a protein of 335 amino acids. Gene Ontology annotation, biological process: nervous system process; regulation of membrane potential; monoatomic ion transmembrane transport.